AUGCUGGAAGCAGCUCUGCAGCCGGCGCCAGCAAGCCCAGGGCCCUACGACGCUUUGCAGCGUACAUGGGCGACGCAGCAGCGCUGCCGCCCCACCCCGCAGCUGCCCUGGCCACAGCUCCGCAAGGAUCUGUCGACGCUCGCGUUGUCUUUGCUUCACUUCGGCCGUGUGGACGCCGGCCUGCAUCGCCGGCUCCACGAUGCGGGAGAACGUGCUGCCAGGGUUGGAUCCACCGUCGCGGAGGAGAGUGCAAGAUAUGCAUCCAUUCGUGAAUGCAACCUCGGCCUGACAUGCCUCUUGAUCGUCGACGUUUUCUUGCUGGCAGAUGCCGCACCAGACAUAUGGCAGCAGUAUGCCACAGAACGCGCCUGCGCUGCCUUCCGCUUCCCCUGGCGAGAGAUGGUGCUGGGCACCGGCUGGAAGCUUUUUGCCCUCCUCGCCGGGGUUCAGCUGAGUGGAAGGUCAAGGGUGGGAUCCUCUGUCCCCAUGCCCGCGGAUGUGGCCGAGCUGAUCGCUCCAGAUGACUCGGGCGACUCCGUUGCAAAGCGUGCCGACGAGGCCCUCAGGUGGGCCGUCACGCGGCUGGCAGCUGCGACGGCAGGUAGCGCCUCCGGGGAGGUGGAGCCUCUCCUCAACACGGCUCGAAAGGUCCAGCAGAAGCUGCUGAAAGACUUUGGCGACGACGCCACGCCCCUCUGCUCUCGCAGCGUGAUUGGUCCAUGGCCGCUUUGGCGUGCUCUAUACGAAGCAGAGGAGGCUGUGCUCCAGCGGCUUCUUCAUCGCUUCGGCAGCCCGCAGCUCUCUGCAGCCUCUGCAGGAGCUGUGCUCGGUGCCCUGGAUGCACCGCCGACGGCACGCUUCGUCGUGGGCCGGCUGCGUGAGGACUACUGUGAGCCGCAGGGAAGGCUGGAGCGGUUUCUGCAAUCGCUGAAAGCCGCGGGCUACACCCCCAGGUCACUUACCGUGGACGUUGGUGCUUACUGCCCGCAGCGAUCAGCUGAGGCGGAAGUCGCCGAGUGUUUUACGGCCGCGUUCCUCCGCACCUUUGGAUGCGAGCUGGAAGGCGUUUUGGCAUUGGAGGCGAGCCCCUUAAACGUCGCAGAGACCGUCUGGGUGUUGGAGAAGGCUUUGCCAGCGAGUUGCGUGGCAACCGUGGAGCUUCGACAGCACGCCCUAGGGGCGCAGAAGGACUUUGCCAAAUUCUCAGGCGCCGGCGGUGCCGUCUCUGCGGAGCUCCCUGGGGAGCCCAGGCCAGCUCCAUCACACGAAGAGUACAUGCUGCGGGAUCCGCAUACUGGAACGCUCCAGGAGCCCGAUCAACCGCAGCGGUUCACGGAAGAGCUGGUUACCCUCGACACCCUCCUCGACGGUCGUGGAGCCAUUGACAUUCUGAAGGUGGACGUGGACGGGCAAGAGCCUUGCGUCGUGCGCGGCGCAGAUGCAACCCUGCGUGCCGGGCGGGUGGCAAUGGUGAUCUUCGAGGUCUCCGAUCUUUGGCGUCGUGGGCCAUGUGCCACACAAGGCUUUCCAGAGGUGGUUGCCCACUUCGACCGGCUGCAGUACGAUGUGUUCAUUCUGGGCCGGCCAGGCCCAGUGCCUGUUGGAGGAAUGUGGUGGCAUCCUGCGCUGGAUUUCUUCGGCGAGCUCUCUGAGGUCUACGGCGAGUGCUGGCUGGACCUUCUCAGAUUUGGGGAAGCCAAGAAAGGGAACCUCGAUACCCGUGAGAGGAUGCUGUGGCAGCGAAGCGUGGCACUGGGGCGGCCCGCGGAGGCUGCAGAGCCCGGCCAGAUCCAAGGCGAAGGUGAUGUCUACGAGGAACGCCUCCGAGCAGAAGUCGUGUCUGCGGCUGUGAGCAUUUCACGCGACAGCGAGGCUACAGAGCUCAUCUCCAUCCUCCGGCAAAAGCCAGGCGCUUCAACACAGGGCGCAGGACAGAGGCAUGGCCUGGAAAUGAUGCUGCUGGUGGCCCGCAGCGAUAGCCGGCCCCUGCCACAAGUGGAGGAGGCCCCAGCCCUGCCUCCGGAACCUCGGCCCAGUUCUCGGCUAGAGGAGUGGACGCGGAUAUCUGUGCUGCGACCCUCAGGCAGCUCAACUGCUGGUGCAGGUGGGCCAAGUUCCCGCUCACACUCGACUAUGACUGGCAUACAGGAGGAACCGUCUCGCACUCCACAACCUGCACCUCUGGUGCACAGCGAAAGCGGUUGGGGAACGUCCGUGGCUCGCUCUGGCGCUGUUGAGCUUGAAAUGUCCUUGCCGGGAGAUGUGCAGCUGCAGGCCUCGGCCGAGACGUUGCGACGGCUUAGGGAACAGGCCGCACUCUUCUUGGCAGACUUGCCUCCCCUGCGUGCCAAAGCAGCCGGGCGUAUGGAGGAGAUGGCAGAAAAGUCGGAGCCGGACUCCUCGACUCUGUUUGGCAUGACGGCCGCCAUCAGCCGCGUCAGCUGUAAGAUCCUGGAUGGUGGACUUGACGAGGACGAGGAAGCGUCAGAUCUGACGAGCCCCAGAGUGAGCUCUUUGCAGCUGGCCUUAAGACGUUGCCGUGUUCGCCUUGUUUCUGGUGCCGGGCACCCCGAGAGCUGCCUCCUUGCAAAGGACAUUCGCCUUGAGACGAUGGUGGGUGAGGCAACCCCAACUAAUGCUGAAGUCCAACUGCAAGAAGAGGUUUGCCACACGCUGCUGCGGCCCUGGUAUCGGUCACAGCUGGUGGAAAGCGGCGGAAGAGGUGCGGUUCCAUCGGCCGCGGGCGGAAGCGACGUGACACUGUCUGCAUACCUUUGGCAGCUCCGCUUCGCGUCCCUACGACGGCGCGACCCGCCGACGGGCCCGUGGUCUCUGAGCUUGCGGACUUCGCUGCAGUCCUUGUCCGUGCACCUCAGCAGGCUGGUGUUUGCAGCGCAGCGCCCCUUGCUGCAAAGCAAUAUCGCCUGGUUGCAGCGCUUCCUGAAAUCUCUGGCCAUGAAGGGAGACUUGGCCCGUCCUGUGGCCCACUCCACUUCGAACGCGCCGGGACAACAGCUGGACUUUCGGAUCACUUCCUCCGACUGCCUGUUGGAUGUCCCGAGCGAGUCUUUGGGUGCGGCAUGGCCCGUAACCAGCCCGCAAGGGCUUGCUGUGCCGAUGCCACCACCAAAGGAUCGAGGCACUGACAGCGACAAGUGGCGAUUGGUCCUCCAUGUCAGCCAUGCUGGUGCUGUUCUUCGGGGCUCUCAGGCGCAGGCGCCCUGGCUCCAGCUGAACCUGUCUUCGAUGGCUGCUUACCUCUGCGACCAUCCGGCGAAUCUCGCGCAGCUGGAGCUCCUUUCGGAAGAGGAGGAUCCCAGCGACUUCCUCCCUGGGGUGGGCUUUGCUCCCUUCUUGGAGAUGUCCUCUGCCAGUGCCAGCUUCCUUCGGUUGGAUCAGGGAGAAGAAGAUUACGAAGAGGAAGAGGUUCCAGGGAACGAAGAGGAAGAUGAGCUCAAAGACCAAAGUUAUGACACCUUCACUUUUGAGUGCUGA
This is a messenger RNA of Symbiodinium sp. CCMP2592, 3495 nucleotides long. The record is from the annotation of a GenBank genome assembly. Lineage: Eukaryota; Dinophyceae; Suessiales; Symbiodiniaceae.